AUGGCGCUCAAGUGUGUCACAGAAAGCUUUGCCAACGCGAUCCAUGGCUUGAAAGUGGGACACCUGACAGAUCGCGUGAUUCAGAGGAGCAAGAGGAUGAUUCUAGACACUCUGGGUGUUGGCAUCCUGGGAACCAGCACAGAAGUGUUUCACAAAGCCAGCCAAUAUAGUAAAAUCUACAGUUCCAUUAUAUCCAGCACUGUCUGGGGCCAGCCAGACAUCAGGCUCCCACCCGCGUAUGCUGCUUUUGUGAACGGUGUGGCUGUUCACUCAAUGGAUUUUGAUGACACAUGGCACCCUGCCACUCACCCUUCUGGGGCUGUCCUUCCUGUCCUCACAUCUUUAUCAGAAGCACUACCAAGAAGUUUGAAGUUUUCUGGUCUUGACCUACUGCUGGCUUUCAAUAUUGGUAUUGAAGUGCAAGGUCGCUUAAUGCAUUUCUCUGAGGAAGCCAAUGACAUACCAAAGAGAUUCCAUCCCCCAUCGGUGGUAGGAACUUUGGGUAGUGCUGCCGCGGCGUCCAAGUUUUUAGGACUUAGCCUAACCAAGUGCCGAGAGGCCCUGGCCAUUGCUGUCUCCCAUGCCGGGGCGCCCCUGGCCAACGCUGCCACUCAGACCAAGCCCCUUCAUAUUGGCAAUGCCGCCAAGCAUGGGCUGGAAGCUGCUUUUCUGGCAAUGCUGGGUCUUCAAGGAAACAAGAGGGUCUUGGACUUGGAGGCGGGAUUUGGGGUCUUCUAUGCCAAUUAUUCCCCCAAAGUCCUUCCAGACCUGGAUUCCUACAGUUGGCUGCUGGACCAGCAGGACGUGGCCUUUAAGCGUUUUCCCGCGCACUUGGCCACUCACUGGGUGGCAGACGCAGCUGCAUCUGUGAGGAAGCGCCUCGUCACAGAGAGUGCUCUGCUUCCCAUGGACCACAUCCAGAGAAUUGUGCUCAGGAUUCCAGAUGUCCCGUAUGUAAAUAGGCCCUCUCCAGACUCAGAGCAUGAAGCCCGUCAUUCCUUCCAGUAUGUGGCCUGUGCCAUGCUGCUGGAUGGUGGCAUCACUGUCCCGUCAUUCCACAAAUGCCAGAUCGACAGGCCGCAGGUCAGGGAGCUGCUCUGCAAGGUGGAACUGGAGCACCCUCCGGACAACAUGCCAAGCUUCAACACACUGUACUGUGAAAUAAGUGUCACCCUCAAGGAUGGAGCCACCAUCACCGACCGCUCUGAUACCUUUUAUGGUCACUGGAGGAAACCACUGAGCUGGGAGGACCUGGAGAAAAAGUUCAGAGCCAAUACUUCCGGGACACUGUCUUGUGACACAGCGGAAAGUCUCAUAAAGAUGGUAGAAAAACUGGAAGACCUAGAAGACUGUUCUGUGUUAGCCACACUUCUCAAAGGACCCUCUCCAUCAAAGGCAGUUUCAAAACUAUUCAGUAUGUAA
Carlito syrichta (Philippine tarsier) is the source of this 1422-nucleotide messenger RNA. RefSeq names its product aconitate decarboxylase 1 (gene ACOD1). Gene Ontology annotation, molecular function: lyase activity. The transcript is spliced from 5 exons. NCBI's taxonomy places the organism in Eukaryota, Metazoa, Chordata, Mammalia, Primates, Tarsiidae. The record is from RefSeq and is a predicted model, not a curated record. Bases 1 to 1422 code for a protein of 473 amino acids.